CUACACUGCAUACGGAAUGGAGGCGCGAAAGUUUCGCGUGUAUGGCAACGCCGACUCGUUUUUCCAAACACGAAAAUAUUUUACUAUCGUCGUCCGCGUACUGCGAUCUUUUAGUAUGCUCGGUGAAAAUAUUUUUAAAAAUUAAAAAUUGAAAACAAUUUUGGCGGUUAACGGAUACCAUUGAAACCGCCAAGGAAAUUCCAUGAACGGUCACCACCAAUACCAGCACCAGCAGCAGCAACACCACCACCAGCGGCAGCGUCUACUGGAGCAGCAUCGGCGACUCCUAGAGCAGCAACAGCGACGUCUCCCGCAACAGUGCAGCCGACUUCCACCAGCCGCCGCCCCCGAAGAAGUAUCGCCCAAUCCUGUGAUUCUUCCUGAACAGCGGCCGCCGCCGAAAUACCGACCACGAAUCGUGCAUCUCGCCAAUGAAGACGCGCUCUCGGCGGCGUUGAUUGCCGACGGUUACCGGUUGGGCUCGACCGUCGGCCACGGGUCAUACAGCAAAGUCCGGAAAGCGUUCUGGGCGGCGCCGGCGUCGUCGUCGUCGUCGGCCACGGCUCGGGUGGCGUGCAAGGUGAUCAACAAGCGGCGCGACCCCGGCACUUCGUCGUACGUGCGAAAGUUCUUGCCCAGAGAACUGGAAGUGUUGCGCACGGUUCGGCACCCGAACGUGGUCAGUACGCACCGGAUAUACGUGACGCCGUACACCGUGCACGUGUUCAUGGACUACUGCGAGAUUGGCGACCUACUCAGCCACAUGCAGCACGUCAAGACCAUACCGCAGUGGCAAGCGCACACGUUCUUCAGGCAGUUAUGCGAGGCCGUGGAUUAUCUGCACCGAAAAAACAUCACGCACCGGGACAUAAAAUGCGAAAACGUACUAUUAGAAAGCAUGCAGACGGUCAAGUUGACCGAUUUCGGGUUCGCCAGGUUGUGCGCGGAUGAGCGAGGCCGGAGACUAAUGAGCCAGACGUACUGCGGCAGUUCGUCAUAUGCUGCACCAGAAGUGCUACAAGGCAUACCGUACGACCCGAUUUCCUACGACAUGUGGGCACUGGGAGUUGUGCUAUAUGUGAUGCUAUCCGACGCUAUGCCAUUCCCUCACUCUAACCGACAGCAGAUCGUGGCCAAUCAGAUAGCUAAAAAGUUCUCCAGACCCAAGAAACCAGUGUCCCGAGAAGCGAUGAAACUUAUCUCGAUUAUUUUAGAGCCAGACGUUAAUAAAAGAGCAACCAUGCAUCAAGUAAAACAUCAUCCAUGGGUUAAACAACAAAAUCCAUAUCAUACUCAUUAAACUACCAAAAGAAUUCACAAGUUAUACGUUCCAUAAAUAUAUCGAAAUAGAACUAUAAAAGGCCAGAACUCAGGAAGUAGGUACUUAAUUAAAUUUCAUAGUGAAAUCCAAAUUCUUUAAAAUUAAAUAUCUAAACUUAAAUACAAGUAAAAAGAAGCACUUAUCCCCAUAUAUACUAGCUAUGCCCAAGAGGACCCAAUACAAUAUUAAAUGUAUAGGUACAUAAUGUACACUUUUUAUAAUAAACUUAAAAUUUUGAGUCGA
Messenger RNA from Acyrthosiphon pisum (pea aphid), 1564 nucleotides. Its product is annotated as testis-specific serine/threonine-protein kinase 3. Gene Ontology annotation, molecular function: ATP binding; tau-protein kinase activity. Lineage: Eukaryota; Metazoa; Arthropoda; Insecta; Hemiptera; Aphididae. The coding region runs from base 203 to 1300 and encodes 365 amino acids. Gene Ontology annotation, cellular component: cytoplasm. Gene Ontology annotation, biological process: protein phosphorylation; microtubule cytoskeleton organization; intracellular signal transduction. The record is from RefSeq and is a predicted model, not a curated record. The transcript is spliced from 4 exons.